This is a messenger RNA of Closterium sp. Naga37s-1, 4911 nucleotides long. Lineage: Eukaryota; Viridiplantae; Streptophyta; Zygnematophyceae; Desmidiales; Closteriaceae. The record is from the annotation of a GenBank genome assembly.
AUGAAUCGUCCGUCCUUCAGGCCGCGGCCGGUGGACAUCAAUAAGAAGCUCGCGAUCGUCCGAUCGACGGACGAGCUGAACGCAGAGGACGAGGGCGUAUCGAGGACCGUCCAUCAUGGCCACAUCGCUCUCGAUGCCGAAAAUGAGCAGGUCCAGACUAUCCUGCCGGCACCUUCCAAGAAGGGACCGUCCGUGGAGAUCCCGACACCUCACUGCGGCGUGGUCGAAGCGUACGACAAGCUCUACCCGGCGAACUUUCGCCAACCGUCGUCGUACAUUCGCAGCAAGCACGUGCGGCAGGACGACGGCGUGUACGUGGAGUAUGAUCUGGAUGACGAGGAUGAGGACUGGCUGGAGGUGCUCAACCAGAACAGAUUGCUGCUCGCCGCAGACAGGCUGGAGUGGAUGAUAUACCAGAUGGAGCUCCUGGAUGCGCGGGCGAGGGCCAAGGCGGGGACGGCCAUGCUGGCAGGCGCGGAGCAGGCGGGUGUAUCUGGGCAGGUGUCAUCUGGGGGAGUGCGAGUGCCCGUCCUGCUGCAGCAGCAACAAGCCAUUGAUGCGUUGAGAGCGCAGGUACCAAGGCAGGCCAUCAUCGCUGCAGUGUACGACUACUGGCGGUCUAAGAGGGAGCGGUGGGGGAAACCCAUUCUGAGGCGCCUGCAGCCUUCGCCUGCCAUCACGGACACCAACCCAUUCAACGUUUUCCGACCGAGAGAGAGGGCUCACCGGCCCAACACACGGCGGAUGCAGCGGAGGGAGAAUGACAUGGCAUCGUAUGAGAAGCUCGUGCGGGUCCAGAAGAACAUUGAAGAUGCCUUGCAACUGGCACAGGCUGUUGAGAGAAGGGAGGAGAGGAAGCGUGAGCUAAUCAACUGUGAAGUGGCUUUGCAACAAGCAGCGCUCUCAGAGCGGGACAUCACGGUGCAGCAAGCAGAGGCCCUUGGGAUCAUCCCAGACCUCUCCUCCUCGAUCCCCAAGCCUUUCCCUGGAGCCACAUCAGACGACCAGUACCACCAGCAGCAGCAGCAAUACCAGCUCGUACCACCUGCUGCCGGCUCUGCCACCACCACCGGCACCAUCACCGGCGCCCCUGCUUUUGUCACUCUAGGCGGCCUCCCUCCCGCGAAUCACUUUGACAAUAUCCUCUCGGUCACACGACGCCGGGGUUCCGUCGGAGCUGCAGGGAUCGCAGCAUCAGGACCCGGAUCAGCAGUGGCGGGGCUGUGGACGACACCCGGAGCAGCAGCAGGAGCAGCAGGAGGAGCAGGAGGCUGGGCUGGGUGGUUACCAGACACGCCGACUGUAACCUCCGGGCCGGUAACCGAUGCAGUGUCGCCUCUAGACCAUCUUCUCCCGUUGCUGAAGAAAAAGAGGCGCCGGCAGGUGGUGUUUCCGCGAGGAGGCAGGCUCAGUCGCGUGCUUCGUAGCACCCCUCCCCCCGACAUCCCCAUGCCAUUCACCCGCUCUCUGUCCCUCGAGCAGCUUGCUGCCAUGCAUAUUCAGCCGCCUCUGCUCUCCCACCGCCCCCCUCCGGUGUGCCUCUGGGAUUCUCCUGAUUCCUUCUGUCUUCCUCCGUUGGGUUUAUCUGGGUUGGGAGGGAGGGGGGUGGUGGGGGAGAGAGGGGUGUUAGGGGGGAGAGGGGCGGUGGGGGUGAGAGAGGAGGGUGUGGAGUUGAGGGUGCGGGGGAGGAUAGGCAGAGGGGGGAGGCUGAUAUUCGAUCGCUGGGAUGUGAUGGAAGGGCGGCCGCUUGUGGCGCCUGCACCUGCUGUCACUGCCAUGCCUGCUGUCACUGCCAUGCCUGCUGUCACUGCCGCGCCUGCUGCUGCGGCUUCAGCUGUGCCUAUUGCCAUGCGAGAUGCAGGCGAGACUGGUCUGAUUCUGAAUGGUUCUAUGAGGAGGAAUUCAACUGCCAGUGCUCCUGCUAGGGACGUUGCUCCUCCUACAGCAACAACAGCAGGAAAUGCAGAUGCGUCUGUAGCUGUAUCAGCAGCAGGAGGUGAUGCUGCUCCUACUCCUGCUCCUACUCCUGCUCCUGCUCCUACUCCUGCUCCUACUCCUGCUCCUGCUCCUACUCCUGCUCCUGCUCCUGCUGUCCAUGCCUCUCCUGCUGUCCAUGCCUCUCCUGCUGUUCAUGCCUCUGCACCAAUCAGCAACCCUGUUCCUUCCACUGCCCCACCCUUGAUUCCUCAAUCAAAAUCCACUGCGUCGUCUGCAUCCACUGCUGCACCUGCUCGCACUUGUUUCAACACCGGUCCUGCAACCACUGCUGCUCCCGCUGCUGUGGCUCCUGCUGACACUGCUGCCACCUCCCAAGCUCCAGCAGACACCAACCACCCAAGUACCUCAGCACGUGCUGCUCUUCCGCAUGCACAUGCCCCUGCCCCUGCCACUUCCCCUGUUCCUACCUCUGCCCCUGCUGCUGCUGCUGCUGCUGCUGCUGUGCCUGGAACCUCUAGGCCCAUGGCAAACGCCAAUGCUGCAGGUAUAGGGCUGAAGCCUGGGCCCAACACUAGUGGUGCUAAUGGUAUAGGUUCAAGGCCUUCAAGCAGUAAAACUGUUUUUCGGGUUGGCUCGUCUCAAGUUGCAGCUGAUAGUAAUGCAGCGGGUGUUGGAGGAGCAAGGGGUGGAGUGGGUGCCGGAGGAGUGCAGAGCGGUGUGAGGGGUGUGGGAGGAGUAAGAGGUGGAGAGGGGGGUGUAGGAGUUGCAAGGGGUGGGGUGGGUGCAGGAGGGGUUAGGGAUGGUGGUGCUGGCUCAAAGGCUCCAUUUCCGGGGGUGCCAGGUGUGGCUUCACCUUACAUGGCACCGAAGCAGCGAUCUCAUGCGCAGCGGGUGGAUAAAAAUGGAAUAGACAGGCAAAAGGAGGUGGUAGUUAGGGAUAGUUGUAGGCGAGGGGCGAUUAGGGGAGGGGAAAGCAGAGGAGGGGCGGAAAGAAGGGUGGGAGCGGGAGAGGAGGGAGGAGCGAGCAGAGGCGGGAAGGGCAGAGAAGGGUUGGGAAGAGAAGGGCGCGUGGGAGGGGAAUCAGCAGAGCGGGAUUAUAGAAGCAGUGGCACGUUUAAGUCACCUGGAGGGCACACAGGGCGUGACUGUGAUAGCAGCAACAGGGAUGGGAGAAGGCGCGGAGAUGAGAGAGAAGGGGGCAGUUUGAGAGAGGUGGGCUAUGAUGAGGAAGGUAGGAGGAGACAUAUGUUUGAAGAAAAGCGGUUUGGAGAAAGGGGGUUUAAAGAGAAGCGGUUUGGCGAAAGGGGGUUUGAAGAGAAGCGGUUUGGCGAAAGCAGCAGAGGGCACAAGGAGGAGAGGAGUCAGGGUGGGGUUAGGGGUGUGUUGUCGCCGCAGGAAAGGAUUUUUGAGGCGCCUCAAAAACCGCAGGAGAGCAAUCUGGGAGGGUCAUCUGGGCGGCAGUAUGAUGGGAGGAGGGGAGAAGAGAGAAGGGAAUGGAGGGUGGAGGAGCAGGAUCGGUGGAAGCUUGGAGAUGAAAGGGUGGAUGUGAGAAGGGAGAAGGGGGGGGGGGAAGAGAAGGGGAGUGAGGAGGGUGUGGGAGGAGAGAGGGGAAGGGAGGAGGCCGGGGGUAAAGAGAGGGGAAGAGUGGAUGGUGGAGGAAAAGAAAUGGGAAAUGAGGAGGGUGGGGGAAGAGAGAGAGGAAGAGAGGAAGGCAGCAGGCUUAUGCAUGGUCGAGAUAGUGGAAAACUGAGGGGACGUUCGUUGGAGGACGAGGAAAGGGGGCGUUCUUUGGAAGGAGAAGAGAGGGGAGGGGAUGGAGAUGGGGAGAGGAGGAGGGCUCGAGACGAGGGAGAGAGGGAAGAGAGAACAGCAGGUAGAACCUCCAGAGGCAGCGAAGGGGAAAGGAGGCCCUUUGCUUCAUUCCAAGAGGGGGACAGGAGGCCGUUCCAGUCACCUCAGGAGGCGGAAAGGAGGACUUUUCAGCCACCUCAAGAGGGGGAGCGGAAGAGGUACCAGUCACCUGAAGAGGGGGAUAGGAGGUCGGGAAGGGCGUGGAACCCUGGAGAGACAGGGGGAGGUGGGGUGUUUCAAAAAGGGCAAUGGGUGGGGCGGGAAGAGGGGAGGGGGGAUAGGGAGGCGGGGGUGGGAGGAGGCUCAGGAGGGCAUUAUGCAGGGAGGGAGGACAGGUGGAGGAUUAGGGAAAUGGAGGAGUGGGGCUAUGGUGGUGGUGGUGGUAGAAGCAGGGGAUUCGGACAGGGUAGGGGUGACGGGGGUCGUGAUGGGGGUGGUAGAUGGAUGGACAGGAGAGGGGGUCGGGGAGGGCGUGGGUGGGGAGAGCGAGGGGGAGGGAGGUUUGAGGGUCCUUCUUGCACUGCUUUCCCUCAUAGUGCCAUGGCGCUAGGUGUGUCUCGUGAUGCUGCCAUGCCUAGUGGCCUUCAAGACAGGAGCACGGCUGCAGGGGGGGAGAGGGGAGGGGCAGAGAGGAGUGGAGCAGAGAGGGGAGGGACGGCUAGUAACCCGAUUUCUAAGAGUGAACCGACGUGGGAAGACAAUUCGUUUGAAGGCACCACGACCUUUCUCGAUGCUCCUCCUGGGUUCGGCCCUCCUGCUUUCAUCGCAGCUGCUUAUAAGAGGGCGUCAGGUGGAGAGGCCACACCAGAGGCAGGCGCUGGGAAGCUAGUGGGAGCAGCAGCAGGUGGUGCAAGUGAGAGAGGAGAGAAAGUGCAUGCAGCUAAGGUGUGUGCAGCAGAGGAAGGGGGAGCACAGAUGAGAAUAGAGAUGCAAGGAGGGGCAGGUGGAGAGGCAGGAGCAGGGAUGGGAGGAGCGAUGGGUGCAGGGGCGGGAGGAGAGGGGUAUGCGGUGGGGAUGGGUGCGGAGGAGUGUGAUGCGUGGUGCCUUCUGGAUGAGGCGCUGGGGGCAACAAGUGGGCCUUUUCCCUUCAGUCAUGUUCAGCAGCAGUUUGCAACAGGGUGA